UGUGAAGCUGGAGCGGGAGAAGCAGCUGAGACAGGUGGAAGGUGUGACUGGCUGUUUAUGAAUGUGGAGGAGACAGCAAAGGCUGAGGGCGUGAAGACAAGAAGGAGAGAAGCGAAGGGAGGAAGGGGGAGUCUGCCCAGAGCCGGAGGAGCUGAGGGAAGGAGAGGAGGAGGAGGAGAGAGGAGGAGAAGGAUGUCUGAGAGGAUCGCUUCGUGCGGGAACCUGUGUGACAGCACCAACCUGCUGCUACAGUAUUGCAACAACGAUGACACGGUGUCGGCCAGCAGCAACAUGGACAUGGAGGACAGAGUUUCUCAUCUGGAACAGAGGCUGCAGCUGCAGGAGGAUGAAAUCCAGCUGCUGAAAGCAGCCUUAGCUGAUGCUCUGCGCCGCCUGGGUUCCUGUGAGGAGCAGGGGACGCCUGCAGGGGGUGCUCAUGCUGGGAGGAGACCGCUGGCUACUACAACUUCAGCGCCUUCUACCAAGGUUCGCCAGCUUCUGCAGGCCCUUCCUUCCAGACCUCUGAGUAAUGGCUACGUUCAACAGAAACGCCUCCUUUCCUCGCCCUCAUCUCCAAAGAAAGAGGUGCUGCAGUCUAUUAAGAGGAAGAGCAUGUCCACAGAGAGACUCACCCUGAUUAGAAGAGAGAUGGCAGCAGAGAGUCGGAGUCGAACCACCUCCUCCAGCAGCUCCUCUGGUGGAAAAAGCAAAUCCAAAGAAUGCACCUACAAUGCAGAGGACGGCUAUGUGAGGAUGUUCCUCCGCGGUCGUCCUGUCACCAUGCACAUCCCUGACCAGCAGAAGGAGGGCUACAGCCUGGACCAGAAGGUGGCGCUCCCGGACAAGAAGCUGAAACUUCAGUGGGUAUACGGCUACCGCGGCCGCGACUGCCGCUCUAACCUCUACCUGCUGCCCACCGGGGAGAUCGUCUACUUCAACGCCUCAGUGGUGGUGCUGUACAACACAGAGGAGCAGCAGCAGAGACAUUACCUGGGACACAACAACGACGUGAAAUGCCUGAGUGUUCAUCCUGACAUGGUUACCAUAGCAACAGGUCAAGUGGCUGGAAACUCCAAGGAUGGAAAGCUGCUCGCUCCCCACGUCCGCAUCUGGGAUUCUGUGAGCCUCAACACGCUCCAUGUGAUCGGGAUGGGGGUGUUCGACAGGGCAGUUACCUGUGUUUCUUUCUCGAAGUCGAAUGGUGGUUCCUUCCUCUGUGCUGUGGAUGAUGCCAACGACCACAUCCUGUCAGUCUGGAACUGGCAGAAAGAGAAGCAACUUGCUGAGGUUAAAUGCUCCAAUGACUCUGUGCUGGGCGCCGUGUUUCAUCCCAUGGACACUAAUCUGAUCGUCACCUGUGGAAAAUCCCACAUCAACUUCUGGACCAUGGAGGGAACCACGCUAACCAAGCGACAGGGACUGUUUGAGAAACAUGAGAAACCAAAGUAUGUGCUGUGUGUGGCUUUUGCUGAAAACGGAGACGCCAUCACAGGAGACUCCAGUGGUAACAUCUACAUCUGGGCCAAAGGUAGCCUCCCAAUCACCCACCUGGAAACCUUAAGCUCAGUGCUCAUUGAUGAUCACUCUACAAAUACAGAAACAUCCAACAUGUCUGCUGUCCUCUCUGCUCUGUCAGGCGGGAACCGCAUCAGCCAGGUGGUUUCAGGUGCGCAUGAAGGGGGCAUUUUCUCCGUCUGUGUCCUGAAGGAUGGUACCAUGGUGACCGGAGGUGGGAAAGACCGCAAGGUGGUGCUGUGGGACCACAGCUACAAGAAACAGGCUGAGAUGGAGGUGGCUGAAUCCCUGGGCCCUGUCAGGGCUUUGGCUGAAGGGAAACCAGGUGAACUUUUCGUUGGAACCACCAAGAACGCCAUCAUCAGAGCGGCCUUCCCCGAUACCUUAACCCCUAUAGUACAGGGUCACACAGAUGAGCUGUGGGGUCUGGACAUCCAUCCCUCCAUGGAGCAGUUCGUUACCUGCUCACAGGACAGACUGGUUCACCUCUGGGACACCCACAGCCACCAGCCCCUCUGGAGCAAGACCAUUGAGGAUCCAGGAAGGUCUGCAGGUUUCCAUCCCAGUGGAGCUGUUCUGGCUGUGGGCACCAUGACUGGAAGGUGGUUGGUGCUGGACACCGACACUCGCGAUCUAGUUUCUAUGCACACAGAUGGCAACGAGAUCAUUUCAAACAUCAAAUACUCUCCAGAUGGUAACUUUCUGGCCGUCGGCUCUCAUGACAACUUUGUCUACAUCUAUGCUGUGAGCGAGAACGGCAGGAAGUACAGCCGCGUGGGGAAAUGCACUGGUCACUCCAGCUUCGUCACCCACCUGGACUGGUCCAAAGACAGCCAAUAUCUCGUCACCAACUCAGGAGACUACGAGAUCCUCUUCUGGGAGGCAUCCAAUGGCAAACACGUGACCAACAUGGACAUUGUGCGUAACCUGGAGUGGGCCACUUCUACCUGCACUCUGAGCUUCAACGUCUUUGGAGUUUGGCCAGAUGGAGCAGACGGCACAGACAUCAACGCCGUGUGCAGGUCACAUGAUGGAUCCCUGCUGGCCUCUGCUGAUGACUUUGGCAAAGUGCACUUGUUCUCCUUCCCCUGCUCCCAACCAAGGGCUCCAAGUCAUGAGUACGGCGGCCACAGCAGUCAUGUGACCAACGUUGCCUUCCUGCACGACGACAGUCACCUGAUCUCCACCGGCGGGAAAGACACCAGCAUCCUCCAAUGGGUCGUUGCCUAGAGACCACCUCGACCAUGUCCAACCCCGCACUCGCAUCUUCACCGUUAUAUCCUUCCCUGCCAACAGGUGGCAGCACCCCUCUGUGCCUACUGGAACAUAAAUUACAGCAAUGUUCCACAGGGGUCAAUGCAGACCACAAUAAUCAGUAGUGAUAAACGUGAAACGUUUAUGAAAGAGAAUUUAGGUUUUAGUGAUGCGGAAAUGUGAUAUUAUCUGGUUUCCAGCUGGAUGGUGAAGAUGGGGACCACAUGACAUGCCGGUGAUUUCUCACAUUAGUACUUCCUGUGCCUGAACCGUCUUCAUCUUAAUCCCCUUUAAAUGGAACUCCACCUUUUUUAGAAGGCACACUUUGGGCUAAAUGGGGCUCCUUUAUUAUGAAGCACUUCUAAAUGCACAUUUCUAGUUCUGGUUACACCUAAAUUCUUCUAUCAUACUUUAUUCAAUAUGAUAGAAAAACCCCAAAAGAACCGCACUUCAUUUAUUUUGUUUGGGCACAAAUGCAGUCUAUUAUUCUGAGCAUGCACGGGUCUCUCCUUUAACUGAAAACUACAGUUUCACCUUUAAACUUGAAACAAACUCUUGCAGGGAUUUAGUAAAGUAGAAUGUAAUUUUAUCAGUUUUAAAUUCCAAAGUUGGAGAGAUUGGUGUGUUUUUUAGAAAAAAUUGACUGACCUGAAAAUGAUGUUGGAUCGUAAAACAGCUGGAGUUCCCCUUCAACUACUGAGGAUGACCCCUUUGUCUUGUUCUCUUCCACUUAUCCGUCAGCUUGAUUUCCCCUUGUCCUGUUGAGGUGAAGAUUGUUCCUAAAUGUUCAUCUGUUGCUUUAGGAGAUGAGCAGUAUAAAGUGUCUGUUUCAUUUCAACCCUCUCUCCCCAUGCUGCUGUGUUUUGAUUGUACUACUGUAACUGUGCUGAGAUGGCACUAGGUGGCGCUGCAGUGCAAGAGAAUGAGCAUGACUGAGGCUGCCCUCCUGCUGUAGAUGCUCCUAAUGUCUGUAAUCUUCUAUACUCCACAGUAGAUUUGAGUGACCGUGUUAUUUUAAUAUUUAUCUCUAACAAUAAUGGAUGUUAAUAUAAUUGUGGCACUUUUAGCUGUGGACAGAAAUAAUAUGUAGGCUGCUGUGCUGUUGCAGUGAGCUGUGCUUUGCCUUCUGCUUUGCUAAUAAAUUUUUUUUUUUACCCAAA
Cyprinodon tularosa is the source of this 3929-nucleotide messenger RNA. It is a transcript of the gene eml2, whose product is annotated as EMAP like 2. Gene Ontology annotation, biological process: microtubule cytoskeleton organization. The transcript has 21 exons. Bases 58 to 2745 code for a protein of 895 amino acids. The record is from RefSeq and is a predicted model, not a curated record. Gene Ontology annotation, cellular component: mitotic spindle. NCBI's taxonomy places the organism in Eukaryota, Metazoa, Chordata, Actinopteri, Cyprinodontiformes, Cyprinodontidae. Gene Ontology annotation, molecular function: microtubule binding.